AUGUCUGACCAACCUCCCUCAUACGGUGGCCAUCCGAACUAUGCACAGCAAUGGCCUCCUGCAUACCCCUCGAUGAUUCCCCCGAACUUCCCAGUCAGCUCAGAUUACUCUCAAAUCCAUCAGCCACCGGCGACAAAUCCUGGGCCGACCUUCGACUAUAACAUGGCAAGCGUCAACGCAAAUGCGCGAAUCCCAGGUUCAAAUGGUCCUGGAAACUCAGCAUUCGUUCCGCCUCAGUUUCCCUUCUUCAACCAGUUUGACGCCUCACAAUUCCCACCUCCUUUCCCUCCGAUGCCGUUUGCUCCGUUGAGCUACCCCCCCAUGCCAACAGGGUCCUCAAAUUCCCCCAUGCCGUAUCAGGGUAUAAACGGGCAUGCCUCCCACCAACUAUCAACACCAGCCGUACAUCUCAAAGACGUCCCAGUUCAGGCAGAUAAUCACCGUGAAGAAGGCGAAGUUAGUGAGGAAUCGGAGGAAAGGUCACUACACCUGACGACGCGUAAGCCUACGCGCCACUACUUGGACUUGGAAGAAGGAGAAACCAUAUCUUCUAGCGCACAGUCCGCUAGGAGUACAUACAACCCUCCUUUGUCUGUCUCAGCAGACGCGAGCAUGGUCCACCAUACGAUGCAGCCUCAGCGGCAGGUCCCACCUGCAACUGUCCCAGCCCCUCCACCUCAGAAAUCAGUGGCACAGCUACGAAUUCAAGCCCAGGGCGCUUUGCUUAGCUUGGCACCCCAUAAUAUCCGCUACAAUGAACUGGUCGCGGAGGGUAUCAACCCUAUGAUCUUGAAACGCCUUUACGAAGAAGUCGGUAUCAAGGUCACCACAUCAUCUGGGCAAGGUCCACCAGUUCCCGAGAAGGCCUCCGCCGCGGCUGCAGUUGCUAGCAAGGGACUAGGAUCUAGCAAACCAGCUGAGGUGCCCAAGAUAGCGAAGGAGAAGCACCUCACCACGAAGUCGGAUUUGCCAGUGUCCCAACCUUCUGCCCCAUCCGCCGCCCCUCCUUCCAAAGCCGGCAAGCCUCUAGAGCGAAAGGAACUUAUCGCCCGGAUGUUAGCUGAGAAAGCUGCGAAGGCGACAUCCAAAGAGACUUCACCAACUGGCAGUGCGAAAUCCCCCUCUACGAUACCAGUUGAUGAAACCCCUCCGGUUCCAGAGGAAACUUCCGUAAAGGAGAAGAGAAAAGCCCAGACGGAGUUGGCAAGGCAGCGAAUUGAAGAACUCAAAAGACAGACGUUGCUCAAGACCCAGAAAUUGGCCCAGGCAAAUCUGCCGCCGAUCCAGUUAGAAUCUCCGGCGCCAGCUAUUCAACACCCGCUUCCUCUUCGACCUCCUGUACCUGAAUCUCGUCGCUCUGCUGGGCUUCCGGGACUUCUCAUGGCUGGAUUGGAGCAGGAGCCACAUGAAACUCUUGCCUCUGAUCCGGGACAAGUGACCGACCUUGACUCAACACCGUUGUCUCGAGCAACCCAACGCAAGCGGCCUCGGGCUUCCGAUUUCGAUGAGCCAGUUGCACCUCCAAAGAAGCAUUUCAACCCUGCUGCGACUCGGUUCGACCCUACCGAUAAACUCAUAAUUGCAAUCAGCGACGAUGAAUCACUCUACGGCGAUGAUGAGGACGACAACAUGGAGUUGGAUUCAAGCCCAGAGCAGGAACAAGUCCCAAUAGUGACCUCGACCAUCGUCAAGCCUACUAUUCAAUCAAACCCUCCUGCCACCCGGGCUUCGACAGCUACACCACAAGCCCCUUCUAGUCUAAGUGAUCAAGGAGACAUUCGACUUAAAGAUAUGGAAAUUCAAGCUAUGCGCCGCAAGAUUGCGGAGCUGGAGCUACGAAGGAAAUCGAAGCUCGCUGCCAGCCGAACCCAGUCACCUCGCACCCUGGAUGACUCUGGGGCAUCAUCGUCCGGCGGACAAUCCAGUGUGGUCGCAGCUACUUCUGAAGAAGAUUCUUCAAAGACUAAACCGACGUCGGCCGCCCCUGAUACGCUCAUGCCGGUUGCCCCUGUUGCUCAAAUAGAUGCACUAGCCGAAGUCGCUGCCACCCAACAACCGCUUGAGGAGGCCUAUGCUGACGAAGUGGCAAACGGUGUAAUCGAUAGCACCGCACAGACAUCGGCUUCAUUCGAGUCCGAUUCUUCUGGGUCAGCUAUGCAUGAAUCUGAUGACAGCAGCAGCAGUGAUAGUUCCGAUUCGUCCAGUGAGAGUGAGGACGAACCUGCUACCUUGCCAGAGCAAGCCGAUGUCAACCCUACUACUGUGCCAUCAUUCUCAGAGCCCAUGGAGAUUGACUCUUCAGAGCGAUCUGCGUCUCGCAGCUCGCCCUCUGCCAUCACCCAUCCUAGUGCAACUUCUGCCGACGAAUACGUUUCUCAACAUCACCUUAGCGAACAGUCUCAGCGUGAAGAGUCUGCGGAGUCCGACGGUUAUGAACCCCCAGAGCCUGAUGCUGAUGCACAGUCUGAAGGCUCGAGUUACAGCCCUCCUCCAUUCAGCCCAGCUCUUUCCGCUGAUGAAGAACUAACCAGCACCCCUCAGGUGUCAGACCCAUUACCUCGGUCGGAUUUGCAGGUUGGCGCUCCUGGCACUGAAGCAUCGUCUGCCAUUUCGGAGCAAAGAUUCACGCCGUACACCAGCCCACUGCGAACUUUCAAGGCUUAUCGCUACCACCCGCAUUAUGCCGAAGACGUUCCGAGUGGCUACCGCUCGCUAACUUACAGUCAUAAUAUUGAUUCCAUGAAAUACAUGUGUCCAUAUGAGUUGGCCGGGGGUGUCUGUAAUGACCGAUCCUGCGAGUUUCAGCAUCUUCGGGACAUGACUCUAAGCGACGACAAGAUUCUCGUCCAGAUGGGCUCUGUCCGAGAGGGUCAAACUGAAGAAGAAAAAGAAACAUAUCUCACUGGUCUGAAAGAGAUCAUCAACGACUUACGGCGUGACAAGGUGAAAGAUUUCAACACUGUGGCCUCUGAGAUAGCCGCAUACCGUAGGCGCUUCCUCCAAGACCCGUCGCGUGUCUUGUCCCUGUAA
Messenger RNA from Penicillium samsonianum, 3030 nucleotides. RefSeq lists its product as uncharacterized. Gene Ontology annotation, cellular component: nucleus; exosome (RNase complex). NCBI's taxonomy places the organism in Eukaryota, Fungi, Ascomycota, Eurotiomycetes, Eurotiales, Aspergillaceae. The transcript is spliced from 6 exons. Bases 1 to 3030 code for a protein of 1009 amino acids. The record is from RefSeq and is a predicted model, not a curated record.